Haliotis rufescens (red abalone) is the source of this 2420-nucleotide messenger RNA. RefSeq names its product tubulin alpha-1A chain-like. Gene Ontology annotation, biological process: microtubule cytoskeleton organization; mitotic cell cycle. The transcript has 3 exons. The coding region runs from base 137 to 1492 and encodes 451 amino acids. The record is from RefSeq and is a predicted model, not a curated record. Gene Ontology annotation, molecular function: GTP binding; structural constituent of cytoskeleton. Gene Ontology annotation, cellular component: microtubule; cytoplasm. NCBI's taxonomy places the organism in Eukaryota, Metazoa, Mollusca, Gastropoda, Lepetellida, Haliotidae.
CCUAACAACGGGACUGGUAUAUAAAACAGGGAGAAGAGAACGGCGCCACACAUUCGAAAUCUCACAGCGACCUAUCACUGUCCGAGUGAGCAAUCGUUAAGUCGUCAACGAACCGUCACAACCUAUACCAGUAACCAUGAGGGAAUGUAUCUCCGUCCACGUCGGCCAGGCUGGGGUCCAGAUGGGCAAUGCAUGCUGGGAGCUGUACUGUCUUGAGCACGGCAUCCAGCCCGAUGGUCAGAUGCCCUCAGACAAGACCAUCGGAGGUGGGGACGACUCCUUCAACACCUUCUUCAGCGAGACUGGUGCAGGGAAACACGUCCCCCGUGCCGUUUUCGUCGACCUCGAGCCCACUGUUGUUGAUGAGGUCCGUACCGGCACCUACCGCCAGUUGUUCCACCCCGAGCAGCUGAUCACCGGCAAGGAGGACGCCGCCAACAACUACGCCCGCGGUCACUACACCAUCGGCAAGGAGAUCGUCGACCUCGUCCUUGAUCGCGUAAGGAAGUUGGCUGACCAGUGCACUGGACUCCAGGGCUUCCUCAUCUUCCACAGUUUCGGUGGCGGAACUGGCUCCGGCUUCACCUCUCUGUUGAUGGAGAGACUGUCUGUGGACUACGGCAAGAAGUCCAAGCUAGAGUUUUCUAUCUACCCCGCCCCCCAGAUCUCAACCGCCGUGGUGGAACCUUACAACUCCAUCCUGACUACCCACACCACACUGGAGCACUCCGACUGCGCCUUCAUGGUCGACAACGAGGCGAUCUACGACAUCUGUCGCCGUAACCUCGACAUUGAGCGUCCCACCUAUACCAACCUGAACCGUCUGAUUGGCCAGAUUGUCAGCUCCAUCACUGCAUCCCUCCGAUUUGACGGAGCCCUGAACGUAGAUCUGACAGAGUUCCAGACCAACUUGGUCCCCUACCCACGUAUCCACUUCCCUCUGGCCACCUAUGCCCCUGUCAUAUCAGCCGAGAAGGCCUACCAUGAGCAGCUGUCUGUAUCUGAGAUCACCAACGCUACGUUCGAACCCGCCAACCAGAUGGUCAAGUGUGACCCCCGUCACGGCAAGUACAUGGCCUGCUGCAUGUUGUACCGUGGUGAUGUUGUCCCCAAGGACGUCAACGCUGCCAUCGCCACCAUCAAGACCAAGAGGACCAUUCAGUUCGUCGACUGGUGCCCCACUGGUUUCAAGGUCGGCAUCAACUACCAGCCUCCUACAGUUGUUCCCGGUGGUGACCUGGCCAAGGUCCAGAGAGCCGUCUGCAUGUUGAGCAACACCACUGCCAUUGCCGAGGCAUGGGCUCGUCUUGACCACAAGUUCGAUCUGAUGUACGCCAAGCGUGCCUUCGUCCACUGGUACGUGGGUGAGGGUAUGGAGGAGGGAGAGUUUUCCGAGGCCCGUGAGGACUUGGCUGCCCUGGAGAAGGACUACGAGGAGGUUGGAGUCGACUCUGUUGAGGGCGAGGGAGAAGAGGAGGGCGAGGAAUACUAAACGUCACCUUCCCUUCAACAUAAACCCAACCUGAUGCUCUGUUACUAUGUAUAUCUCUGAAUAAUAGAAGGCACGAGUAAGGUCUCUCUGUCUGUGUGCAUUCAUAUAUCACCCUUCUGUUAUUGACGAGGUACCUGCUAUUUAAAAAGAGUCACUGCAGAUUUAUUUCUUUAAUUGGGGCGUUGGGGUAGCCUAGUUGUUAAAGCACUCGCUCGUCGCGCCGAAGACCCGGGUUCGAUUCCCCACAUGGGUACUGUGUGUGAAGCCUAUUUUCCGGUGUCCCACGCCGUGAUAUUGCUGGAAUAUUGCUAAAAGCGGAGUAAAACCAUACUCACACACUCACUCACUUUGUUUAAUGGUUGUGGUUUAACGCCGCAGUCAGAAAUAUUUCAGGCCAUAUCACAGCGGCAAGCCAGUGUUUGAAACACUAUCAAAUUUCAACACAGCCGGACACGAUGACACUCACAUCGCCAGGUCACACAGCCCGUAUACCCGAACAUAAUUAGUCGGCUCUUAGGACGGGAUGUCUAUUCUGACCAAUAUUCCUUACAGGGUAGAUGCAUCUUUUAUUGAAGCGAAUGAUCAUCAGUUUUAUUAGUUAGAUAUGUAGUUCGAACUCCUGACCGCUUCAUACCAAAAUACUUAAAAGAUGGUAUUUAAUGUUACCCUGCCUGGUGUUCGGCAUUAAGGGGAUAGUAUGACGACUGGUCGGCUCGGAGCAUAAUGUGUCUAUGUAUCUGAGUAGGCUAGCGCUAUGAAAUCCGUGGCGCACAACAAGCAAGUGCUCACACUGUUUACCUCCAAUCUUCUUUUUUUAGAAAGUCAAUUAACACCUUUGCCGCGGGGAGAUGCCAACGGACUGGUUGGGUCACGAUUUGUCGUACGGUUUAAUUUCCUUUGGUUAAAAAUAAAAUAUGCGUUCAAUUGU